This is a messenger RNA of Paramecium octaurelia, 540 nucleotides long. The record is from the annotation of a GenBank genome assembly. NCBI's taxonomy places the organism in Eukaryota, Ciliophora, Oligohymenophorea, Peniculida, Parameciidae.
AUGAUUUAAAGAUUGAGUUAUGCGGAUAUUCGAUCUCCCCCUAUAAAUUAAAACAAUUUUAAAUUGGCAGUUAAACCUUUAAGGCCUUCUAAAUUUUUAAAUGACUUUGACAGUGCUCCAAAAAAUUUUAUAAAAGAAAAGGAAGUUUAAGAAAUUUUUGACUAUGCAUUCCCAAAAAGCUCAAGAAGAAGGGUUGCUUUAGGAAAUGAUAAAGUUUAACAAAAAUUCUAAUUAGCACUACCUACUGUUUAAAAUUUAUCGAUCCAUAGCAUGAAUCAACUUUCUCAGAGAGAUGUUAUUGCUGAUUUGAAGAAGUCUGAAGUUUUACAAUCUGACAAACAAAUUGAAAACGAAUUAGAAAGCAUUAAUAGAAAAAUCAAAAAGAUAAUCAAUAGCAACAAAAGAUAAGUAACAUUUAAAUCAUCUUUAAUUGUGAUUGAUGAUUAAAAUAACAUUGCUCAAGUGAAGGACCCCUAUAUCUCAAAGGAGGGUUAACUUAGAAGAAAAACGAUUGUAAGACAUAAGACAUUAGAAGUGUGA